Zerene cesonia (dogface butterfly) is the source of this 1482-nucleotide messenger RNA. Its product is annotated as cubilin homolog. The record is from RefSeq and is a predicted model, not a curated record. Lineage: Eukaryota; Metazoa; Arthropoda; Insecta; Lepidoptera; Pieridae. The coding region runs from base 1 to 1482 and encodes 493 amino acids. The transcript has 3 exons.
AUGAACCUGUCCAUGUACAAAUCACACCGUCUCCUUGAUAUCCUAGUGGACAGGAACCGCAGACCCUCGAACCGAGAGUGUUGUAGCACGAUACCCUCGGGCUCAAGCUGCAACCGCCGUUGGGCUGUGUUAGACAUUCAUCAAUGUCGCGGCAAACGAAUCCAUCUCCUUCGUAACCCGGAGGACAAUGAAAAUGAAGAAUGUGUGUGGGACAUUAGAGCUGAAAUAGGUUAUAGAGUAUCGUUGUCAUUUAUAAACCGUUUUGUUGUCGAAGAUACAGAUAACUGCACCAAGGAUGUUGUCAUUAUUUACGAUUGGAAAAAUGAAACAUAUAGUGAACUUGCAAGAGUAUGUGGACGUAAAAUUCCUCCAGUAUAUAAUUCAUCUUUAAACAGAAUAAAAGUUGUUUUCCGUUCAGAUGCUACUGUAAACCUUGAUGGAUUCUCCGCUCAGUGGUCUCCAAUUUGCGGCGGAACUUAUGAAGCCACCGAAGAUGAACAAGUUCUAUAUAGUCCGGGUUAUUCUGACGGAUAUAGACCAUCUUUAGACUGUAAUUAUGAAAUUGUCUCUUCAAAUAGCAAAUUAUGGGUGAAGUUUGUUGACUUUGAUCUUGAAGGUACUUACCCUGAUUGUCGUUAUGAUAAUGUGACCAUACGUGCACAGAGUGAUUAUAAUUAUUUAAUUGAGACUUAUUGUGGAAGGAAUAUGCCACCACUCUUAGAAAAUUAUGACGAAGUGACCAUACAUUUUCGAACGGAUAGAAUUGGUCAAAGAAAAGGGUUUAAACUCAUCUAUUCAAUUUACACUUGUGGAGGAAUAAUAACGAAACCCACAACGAUAAAAUCUGGUUUAUUAGACACUUAUUAUGAUCUUAUGAAUUGUACGUGGAUGAUUGAGGCUCCGACUGAUAAGGUGGUCGUAGUAAAAUUCAUAUAUAUUGACUUGGAAAAUCAUGAAAAUUGUGCUAAUGAUUAUAUUUCAGUGUUUGACGGUCCAAAAAUAGAUAAUAACAAGCAGCUUGCCUUGUUAUGUGGUCAUAUUAAUUCAACUACAGUAAUACAGAGCAAAAACAGACAAGCGGUUGUCCAAUUCAUAUCAGAUGCUUACAUCAGUUAUAAAGGCUUCCAAGCACAAAUAAUUUUUAGUUAUUCUGAAAAUGUCGGCUGUGGAGGAUCUGUAACAUUAGUUCCUAAUUCUCAAUUUACAUUAAAAUCUCCGUUUAUAGGAAGAUCUGUUGUGUAUGAAAAUUAUUUAGAUUGUCACUGGUCAAUAAGAGCACCGAAAGAUUAUGUGAUAAAAGCCAGCUUUACUUCGUUCCAUGUGUCGCCAUGUGCUGAAGUUAACCAAACCGCUGUCGGUAUAAGUAAAUGUGACUGUGAUUUUGUUGAAAUAAAAGAUGGUAUAAAUCCUGAUAGUUUGGUUAUUGGCACAUAUUGUGGCCAUACUCUUCCUCCUGAAAUAGUAUCGUCUGGUGCAAAAUAA